GUGGUGGAGAUUGAGCUUGGGGAAACAGGAGGCGUAUAUAGGAGGUAUGGCCUCCUCGAGUCAACAAGGUGGGGGGAGCGGUAGGGAUGGAACGCGUGGAAAUCUCCGGUAUGUUACAGUUGCAAGAUGCCGGGGCACGAUGCGAGGGACUGUGAAAUUUACUGGAAGGAGAAGUUCGAAGCUAAGGAAGGACGGGAGGGGGGAGAAUCAUCACGAGAUGGAGGCCAGCGUCAUUACCGAGGGAGAUCUGCCUCCCCGCCUAGACGACGAUGGGAGUUGGCGAAACGUUCCCCGUCGGCUGACUCCAGAUAUCGGGGUCGGGUGGAACGUGACAGUGUCCGAGAUCUCGUCGACCUCAUUACGGCUGACAGAGAAGAGAAGAUUGCGAGACAGAAGGAAGAAGAGGAAGUUGCGAAGCGUGAGCAAGACAGACUGACGAAAGAAGAGAAGCGACGGGAGAAGCAAGAGAAGAAACGGCGGGAGCAGCAAGAAAAUGACGAGAGAUUGGCUCGGCUUGUGAAUAAGCACUUUGCGAGUAGAUGGGGAGAGAAGACGGAGGAAGUGGAAGUGGAAAGUACACCCGCGUAUAAGAAGAAUCCGAGACGAGUACGUCGAGGUACCAGGCGUGCAAAACACCGUCAGGUCCCGCAUCCGGAAUCCGCCACCGACGAUGAGGUGUCCGACAUCAGCCGCAAAACUAGGCGAAUGUGCCUGUCAGACCGAAAGAGACGUCCACCAACAACGGAAGAGGAGGAAUCCUUUUCCAGCUCUCAAGCAACUCCGCUGCAGCUGCAUCGGCGAUCCCGAGGACGACCACCGCGGACAGGGCGCUCAGCUAAGAAAAUGAAGACAGGAUUACAACCAAUGACAAUGCGCAAACUCCGAGAGAAGAAGGAUACCACUCGGAAAGGGACGGCGGCAGCUGCGGGUCCGGGAGCUAGACAGCAAUUUGUGGACGAGACGAUAAGGCAUCUCGAUGGACUGGACUAUCGCCAAAUUCAACGGAUGUGCAAGCAAGCGGGCGUGCCUUACAUCCGUAAGCCAUAGGCAGUCAUCACGUUGGCCGAACACUGUGCGCAAGUUGCUUACGAAGGCACUCAAGAGGGAAUUAUGAAAAACACUCGU
Molecule: messenger RNA, 1125 nt
Organism: Chara braunii
Lineage: Eukaryota; Viridiplantae; Streptophyta; Charophyceae; Charales; Characeae
Source: the annotation of a GenBank genome assembly